CACAGUCAGAUAGCGCACUAGGAGGAAAUUCACCCACCGCUGAAACCAGCACAUUUUCUUUGGGAUAUACCGAUCGCAGAGCCUUUCGACGAGCUUUUUUUUCCCCCGACGGGGCGAACAUGGCGACGCUGGGACCGGAGCCCCGUCAUCAUUCCCAGCUGCCCUCUGCCGCAUUACAGACGAACCUGAGCGGACUGGGCUCCAGCACCAGCCUGCCUCUCAACCGGGGCUUGGAGAGAGCUCUGGAGGAUGCGGCGAACUCCGGAUUUCUGAACCUCAGCACAAGAAAACUGAAAGAAUUCCCCCGGACAGCAUCUAAUUACGACCUAACGGAUACGGUUGAAGCAGAUCUGUCGAAGAAUCGCUUGAUUGACAUCCCGUCAGAGGUGUGUCAUCUGGUCUCUCUGGAAACGCUGAACCUUUAUCACAACUGCAUCAAAAGCAUUCCUGAUACCAUCAUCAGCCUUCAGUCCCUGACCUGCUUAAACAUCAGCCGGAACCAGCUGUCAGUGCUGCCAGCGUGUGUGUGUGGUCUUCCUCUGCGAGUGCUCAACGCCAGCAAUAACAAACUCAACGCACUUCCAGAAAGCAUUGGCCAGCUCACCAAUCUCAUGGAGCUGGAUGUAAGCUGUAAUGAAAUCACAGCUCUUCCACGCCACACUGGCCAACUCAAAGCUCUGAGGGAACUCAACGUGCACCGAAACCUUCUCUGUGUCCUUCCAGAGGAUUUGGCAGAUUUACCCCUGGUCAAGUUUGAUUUCUCCUGUAAUAAGGUUUCUACUAUUCCUGUCUGUUAUCGAAAAAUGACCCAGCUCCAAUCACUACAGCUGGAGAACAAUCCACUUCAGAGUCCUCCUGCACAGAUAUGCAUGAAGGGCAAGAUUCAUAUAUUUAAAUACCUCGCCAUGGAGGCAUGUCGUAGUGACAAGAUGGGCGAUGCCCUGUACCUUCCUGUCACAGACCGCCUCAGCUUGACACGACCCACGAAUGGGAGCACUGAGGACAUUGAUCAGCACAAAAAACUUGACAGUGACUCUGGGGUGGGCAGUGACAACGGAGACAAACGCCUUUCUGCUACAGAGCCAUCAGACGAAGACAGUCUCAGCUUGAAUGUGCCCAUGACCAACAUCACAGAGGAGGAGGGCUUGAGCAAAGACGACUCCAGUGAACACAUCAGCGCUCUGACAGGAGACAGAAGUUCAUCGGAAUCUCUCAAGGAGCAUCUAAACUAUCGAGACUCUACCCUCAGCUCACCGUUCGUCAACUAUAUCAAAGGUCGAGGUGCGGAUUUCGAUGAGCCCCUCAGGAUAGAGGAAGACAACAACUGGACUUCAGAACAAACGUCAAAGGUUAACAUGAUCAAUCAGUUAAAGGAAGCAGUGGAGAUGCUACAGGAUCCUAACAGGGUUAACAUGAACUCACCUGAUGUCUCUGGUAUUAAGCUCUACCCUGUGGAAAUGGUUACAGUAGAUGAGUCGCUCAAUGGCCAAGAGAGUGACGAGGGUCAGGCGACACCUAAGGCGGCUCCUGGAGAAUGCUGGGAGUUCCAGAGGAAGAGACAGUACAUUCUAGAACGGGCCCGGCUCGAGGCCCAGCUCGCAUGUCAACAGUAUGCCCUGCACAUGGCACAACAGGGUGACGUGAUUGGCCAGGAAGGAUCUGGUGAUUGUUGUGAGAACCAAGUUACCAAGAGUGAAGACAAAAACCCAGUUUCCAGCCCCACACUGAGCUCCCCUCCCUUUGGUCUGAAGCCCAGAUCAGCUUCACCCUCUGUGGCAUGCUCGACUCCGCCCUGUCCCCUCCCCCUUACACAGGCCCCGCCCACUGAUAGAGACACGCCCCCUAGCCCAGCUGAAGGAGACAUGCCAAGCAGUGUGUUUUUCAGGACUUACAAGACUCUGGAAUCAGUGGAUCCUCAGUUCACCAUGAGGAGAAAGAUGGAGCAGCUCAGAGAGGAGCUGGAGCUCAUAGAGCAACUACGAGAGAGUAUUGAGAGCAGACUGAAAGUAGUUCUUCCUGAAGAUCUGGGCUCUUCUCUCAUGGAUGGGGUCGUGCUUUGUCACCUAGUCAAUCACAUUCGGCCGCGUUCAGUGGCCAGUAUCCAUGUACCAUCCCCUGCAGUGCCCAAGCUUAGCAUGGCUAAAUGUCGCAGAAAUGUUGAAAACUUUUUGGACGCCUGCAGGAAAAUGGGAGUCCCUGAGGAUAAGUUAUGUCUGCCACAUCAUAUUCUGGAGGAGAAGGGCCUGAUUAAAGUUGGCAUCACUGUCCAAGCUUUGCUGGAUGAGACUUCGGCCAGUGAGACACUCGUCACAUGAGUCGCACAAACACAUGCAGGUCUCGGUGACACACACACACACACACACACACACACACACACACACACUAAUACCGCCAGACGAUCUUUGAGAAAUUCCCUGGACCGUGUCCAUUUAUUUCUAAUAGAACAGGUGAUCCUCAGCUUGCAGGUAUAUGCUCAUGUUUUCCUCAUUUUCUUUACUUUAUUAUUUAGUACUGUUAUCUGAUCACUGUUGGCCAGGCCAUAGUCGUAUUAGCCAAAUUAGCUCUAAACUAGCUUGAGAUAAGAAAUUGCUUUAUUUAAAAUACAUUUAUUUAUUAAACAGUUGAGUGAUAUACAGAACUGUGCACAAUUCCUGAUGGUUUUUAUAUAUACAUCUACCGAUAUGAUAUUUGUGUUGGGCCUUUAGUGAUCUAGAUUUAAAACACUCGUCCUCCCAGAGUCCUUCGACUGUUUUUGUAACCACUUUUGAACUUGUUUUUGGGAGACGUUGAUGUUUUGUCUCAGGGGAGGUGUGACCUCGCUAUAGUUUCUUAGUCUCUGCUCUGCUUACCUGUCGGUCAGGUAUGAUUUCACUAAAAGAGUAUGUUUGAGUGUGUGGACAGUAGAAAACAACAUACCUGACAUUGGUUUUCAUUUGUUUAUGUGUGAUUGAUAUCUUGAGGAAAGUAUUUGUUUUGUGAGAGUGAGAGAACGAGAGCACAUGUUGGCACUUUUUGUAUGUUUGUGUGUUAAAGGACUUUUUUUUUUUUUACUUGUGCGUAUUUGUCUGAUGUCCAAAGCUUCAGCUCCUCACAGAUUCAGCCAUGAAACAGACCAAAACAUCUGAAGCUGAUAUCUCACUGGAGAUUAUUUGACAGUUGCCAAAAUUAUUUUCAUAUAUCAAACAGAUUUACAAACAUAAUCAUUUUAUAGUUUCUUAAAUGCAUUUUUAAAACAAGAGUUUUGUUUUUGUAGAAGGAUUUGUUAUGUGAUAUUGGCGUGUGAACGUGUAAAAUGUACAGAACGUUUAUAUUUGAUGUGCUUAUUUUAAUAUGUUUGAUUUGGUGUUUAUUUUACUUAAAUCUAAAGCACAAUUUAUUUUAUUAAUGUGAACUGACAGGGGGAAAACAGCUUUAUUAUCUUCUAGGUUCUUAUAUGAAAGCAGUUAUAACACUUCCAUAUGGAAUUUCAGAGACUGUUGGCUGUAGUUAUUUAUUCAUGACAAUAAUUUACAUGCAUUCAGUACAAAUACAACACAUUUACUAAGGAUUAUCUCUGUACUGUAAUUGCCAACAAAAACAUAUUAUCUGCUCUUAAAACUUAAUGCACAUUAUUAUACUGUAGCAAAUAUUAGGGACAAAAAUCUGGCCAGAAGCUUUAAAUUGCUGCAUCAUGGGUUAAAAUGCUAUCCUAAUAAUACUCGUACAACUUCCUAGAUUUUUUUACACCAUAAACCUAUCAUAAUUUGAUUAAAACAAAUGGAAACAAAAUGAAGGUGUGGAUCAGAAAAUGUAAUUUUAGAGACAUUUGAACAGGAUAGCACUUAGAUUGUGGUCUUUGAUGGUAGCUUUACAUGGUAUUUUACAAACCUUUAAUGUUGCGCUUUUUUUAAAUUCAUGCAUAGUUUAGAAAGUAGUCACAUCCUAUAAAUUCACUGCUGUAUCUUUUAAGAAAUUCUGUUCUUAGGGUAGUCCUCAAAGAUUAAAAACACUGAUUUGAGGUUUAUUGAUUAUAUUCAAGUACAGUAUCAACAUCUCUGCUACAGUGGGCAGGUUGUGCAUCAUUACUGUACUGUCAACAUUCCCCACCACUUCACAGAAAGAGUAGUGAAACUAGGCCUACUUCACACACACUAGAUAGAGGUUGAAAUGCAGAUUUGAUUUUGAAAUGACAGUGUUUUGCACUUUAUGUAUUUGGGUCUUUUUGGCAACUGGCAAAUAGUAUUAUGCAUGGUAUUUAUAUUACAGUAUUUGGAGAAAAUAUCAGCUGAUCAGAUCACUGUGUUUGAUAAAUCACUUUAAAAUGGGAUACAAAUCUUUAACUGCUGAAUGUUAUGUGGCUAUUUUGUCUACUUCUUUGUAUAAGGAGAAAAGGCUUGUACUAAACAGUUUUGUACUUUAAUUUUAUAAAUAGGAAUUAUUUUUCCAUGUCUUUUCAGUGUUUGGGAUUUUUCCCCUUUGUAAUUCUGUGAACUUUAAGAGCAUGUACAGUAAUGUUUUUGGGAAACGCAUGCAUGUCAUUCCACCUUUUGCCUUAACCUCUGUAAAUAAGGUUUAUUUGUACCAACUUCUACCAGUAAAUACUUUCACCUCCAAA
Molecule: messenger RNA, 4594 nt
Organism: Sinocyclocheilus rhinocerous
Lineage: Eukaryota; Metazoa; Chordata; Actinopteri; Cypriniformes; Cyprinidae
Gene: lrch1
Product: leucine-rich repeats and calponin homology (CH) domain containing 1
Exons: 21
Coding region: 120-2315 (731 amino acids)
Cellular component (GO): cytoplasm
Molecular function (GO): protein binding
Source: RefSeq, a predicted model, not a curated record